UUCCAGGGGACUUGGGUAAUCAGUUGGAAGCAAAGUUAGAUAAGCCAUCAGUAGUGCACUAUCUCUGCUCUAAGAAGACGGACAGUUACUUUACACUCUGGUUGAAUUUAGAAUUGCUUCUGCCUGUCAUCAUUGACUGCUGGAUUGAUAAUAUCAGGCUGGUAUAUAAUCGAACAAGUAAAAUUACAGAACCACCAGAUGGAGUGGAUAUCAGGGUUCCAGGUUUUGGGCAGACAUUUUCCUUGGAAUUCCUUGACCCAAGUAAAAGGAGCGUUGGUAGUUACUUCUAUAUGCUGGUGCAGAGUUUAGUAGACUGGGGCUACAACCGUGAUGAAGAUGUAAGAGGAGCACCUUAUGACUGGCGAAAGGCACCAAAUGAGAAUGGAGACUAUUUUGUGGCCCUUCGCAAGAUGAUCGAGUUAAUGUAUGAGCAGUAUGGAAGUCCUGUUGUCUUAAUUGCCCACAGUAUGGGUAACAUGUACACCCUCUACUUCCUCAACCAUCAGACUCAAGAUUGGAAAGACAAGUACAUAAAGGAUUAUGUGUCAUUAGGCGCUCCGUGGGGAGGAGUGGCUAAAACUCUUCGUGUGCUGGCUUCAGGUGACAACAAUAGAAUACCUGUUAUCAGUUCACUCAAGAUUAGAGACCAGCAGAGAUCAGCUGUUUCCACAAAUUGGAUGCUCCCCUACAACUACACGUGGCCUCCAGAUAAGGUCUUUGUAAGCACACCUACAGCUAACUACACUCUUCGGGAUUACCGGAAAUUCUACAGGGACAUUAAUUUUGAAGAUGGCUGGCUCAUGAGACAAGACACUGAACCCCUGGUCUACCACAUGACACCACCUGGUGUGCGCAUACACUGUCUUUAUGGCACUGGCGUGGAAACACCUGAUUCCUUCCAUUAUGAAAGUUUUCCUGACAGAGAACCCAAGAUUCUUUACAGCGAUGGGGACGGUACAGUAAACUUGCAGAGUGCCUUGCAGUGUCAAAAGUGGGUGAACAUGCAAAAACAGGAAGUAGUGAUACUCGAGCUUUCAGGAAAUGAGCAUAUUCAAAUGCUUUCCAAUGAUACUACUAUCUCCUAUGUGAAAAAGCUGCUUUUUGAUUUGUGAUACCUUGUGUUGACAGUUAUUUUCAUCACAUGUGAUGCCUUCCCUUAAAUAUGGGAAAAUGCCUUUUAAUCCCUUG
This is a messenger RNA of Antrostomus carolinensis (chuck-will's-widow), 1188 nucleotides long. RefSeq names its product phospholipase A2 group XV (gene PLA2G15). The annotation marks the transcript as partial. The transcript is spliced from 5 exons. The record is from RefSeq and is a predicted model, not a curated record. NCBI's taxonomy places the organism in Eukaryota, Metazoa, Chordata, Aves, Caprimulgiformes, Caprimulgidae. Gene Ontology annotation, biological process: lipid metabolic process.